AUGAGAGUGGCCGUGGUGGGUGCAGGUGUCAGUGGGCUGACAGCCACCAAGUGCUGCCUGGAUGAGGGGCUGGAGCCCACCUGCUUCGAGCAGAGCCAGGACAUCGGGGGGCUCUGGCGCUACACGGAGCACAUCGAGGCUGCCCGGCCAAGCCUCUACCCAUCAGUCAUCAGCAACACCUCAAAGGAGAUGUCAGCAUUCUCUGACUUCCCCUACCCUGAGGACUUCCCAGUGUUCCUGCCCAAUGCCAAGCUCCUGGACUACCUCCGGCGCUAUGCUGAGCACUUUGGCCUCCGGAGGCACAUGAAAUUUGGGACCACUGUUGUCAGCAUCCGGAAACGCCCUGACUUUGCCACCACAGGCCAGUGGGACGUGGUCACAGAGGCGGGUGGGAAGCAGACAUCGCAUGUCUUCGAUGCUCUUAUGGUUUGCAGCGGCAAUUUCUCCGAGCCAUCCCUCCCUCUGCACUGUUUUCCUGGCAUCGAGAGGUUUCGAGGACAGUACUUCCACAGCCAGCAGUACAAGCAUCCCGACGUGUUUCAGGGGAAGCGUGUCCUUGUGGUGGGCUUGGGCAAUUCUGGAGUGGACAUUGCAGUGGAGGCCAGUCGUGUGGCUGCCAAGGUGACAAUUUGCACCAGUCGAGGUGCCUGGCUGCUCACCCGUGUGUUUGACCAUGGCUACCCAUGGGACAUGGUUUACAACACUCGUUUUAUGAGCCUGAUCAGAAACAACCUCCCUAGACUCCUCUCAUGGAGACUCAUUAACUACAAGGUGAACCAGCGUUUCAACCAUGAAAACUAUGGCCUUCAGCCAGAGAAGAGCUGCCUGGUGCGUGAGCCCGUGCUGAGUGACGACCUUCCAAGCUACAUCCUGACAGGGAGGAUCACCAUCAAGCCAGGCGUGAAGGAAUUCAAGGACAAUUCAGUUGUUUUCCACAACUGCCCUAAGGAGGAACCUAUCGAUAUUGUUGUCUUCUGCACAGGCUAUGAUGUUUCCUUCCCGUUCUUAGAAGAAGCAGAUGUCAAGGUGGAAAACAAGCAUGCAUCUCUCUACAAAUACGUGUUCCCAACCCACCUGCAGAAGCCCACCCUGGCUGUCCUUGGGCUCAUCAAGCCUUUAGGAGGCAUCAUGCCCGUUAUAGAGUUGCAAGCACGCUGGGUGACUCGUGUCUUCAAAGGCUUGUGUCAGUUGCCUCCUCAGUCUGUUAUGGAGAAGGAAGUAAAUGAGAAAAAGAAAAACAAAGUGAAAUGGUUUGGUCUGUCCUUUGAUGAAGUUCUCAAAACCGAAUGGCUGGCCUACAUGGACACACUUGCCUCCUUCAUCGGUGUCAAGCCCAAUGUGCUGGGGUUGCUCUGCAGAGACCCCCAGCUGGCCCUCACCAUUUUCUUUGGUCCCUGCACCCCCUACCAGUACCGACUGGGAGGCCCUGGCUGCUGGGAGGGGGCACGCCAGGCCAUCCUCACCCAGUGGGACCGGACCCUGAAACCCACGAGAACACGAGUCCCUGCUGGUUCCCACAGUUCUUUCCCUUCUCUCCUGGCUGUGGUGGGGUUCCUCUUGCUCCUGGCUGCUGAGCAGGGUCUGGCUUUGUCUCAUAACUAUGUCUGGAUCACACUGACCAGGAUGCAGCAAGGAGAAGAUUAG
Molecule: messenger RNA, 1644 nt
Organism: Acanthisitta chloris (rifleman)
Lineage: Eukaryota; Metazoa; Chordata; Aves; Passeriformes; Acanthisittidae
Product: dimethylaniline monooxygenase [N-oxide-forming] 1-like
Exons: 9
Coding region: 1-1644 (547 amino acids)
Molecular function (GO): N,N-dimethylaniline monooxygenase activity; NADP binding; flavin adenine dinucleotide binding
Source: RefSeq, a predicted model, not a curated record